Molecule: messenger RNA, 1863 nt
Organism: Penicillium soppii
Lineage: Eukaryota; Fungi; Ascomycota; Eurotiomycetes; Eurotiales; Aspergillaceae
Product: Peptidase S33 tripeptidyl aminopeptidase-like C-terminal
Exons: 1
Coding region: 1-1863 (620 amino acids)
Source: RefSeq, a predicted model, not a curated record
AUGGAGAAAAAGCAACUCAAUUCCUCAAUUCCGCCUCGAAAAUGGCCCUGGAGGUUCAUCUUCUGCAUGGCAGCAGCCUUGGGAAUAGUGGGUAUGAUGAGGUUCGACAACUUCCCUAUCUCAGCGCAGCGCUGGGUCUUUCGGUACGAUCUUCAUGUCGAAGACUCGCCCUAUGGAUCAUUCCCACAAAAGAACGACCCAUUCCAAUUUCUCCCCUGCACUAACGCCAGUCGUCCGCCGCCACUGGACGACCCGACUCCGCAGCAAUCAUGGGCCGCCGUCUUCGAUCCCAACCCCAACCAUUGGAGCUGGGGCAGCACAGGCCGGGGCAUCUAUAUGUGUGGAUACUUAGAUCUCCCACUCGAUUACCACAAUUCGUCAGACCCUCGUAUAGUCCGCAUUGCAGUCAACAAGUUCCAAGUCGCGGGUCUGGAUAGAAACAAUCCCAGUAUUUCCCCUAAGAGCCAGAAGAGUAAGCGCACUAUCAUCAUUAACCCGGGAGGCCCGGGAGGAAGUGGAACAUCUUUCCUUUGGGAGACUGCGGAGGAGAUGACCAACCGUUUCAGUAAUGGGCAACUCGAUGUGCUUGGUUGGGACCCGCGCGGCGUCAAUUUCUCUCUCCCCGCCGCGGCAUGUUUCCCUCAGAAUAAAUUCCGGGACCGGUGGUCACUCCUAACACUCCAAUAUCGCGAAGAGGCUCCAAAGGGCCAACUGGAGAUGGUGGAUGCCAUGAACAAUGCCACAUUCUUUGCCUGCCAGCAACGGCUAGGAGAUCUUGGUCGUUUCGUCAGCACAGCGUCGGUGGCGCGUGACCUAGAUGAGAUCCGAAAAGCACUACACGAAGAGAGAGUCACGGGAUACUUUGUCAGCUAUGGUACAGGAAUUGGUCAGACAUAUGUCAACAUGUUUCCCAAUAGAGCGGGUCGCAUGAUUCUUGAUGGCACGGAAUAUGUCAAGGAUCACCGCCUCCUCGGUGGCUUUGGCUGGACCUCUCUCGACAAUGCGACAGAUGCUUGGCGUGACGGGUUUUUAGGCGAGUGUAUCAGCGCCGGUCCGGAGUGGUGUGCGUUGGCAAAUCCUAUUUCCGAGCAGGACGGCCCGGUCACCCUCGCACAGUUGGAAGUGCGCAUGGCCAAACUACUCGAGUCGCUCAAAAUUCGCCCACAAUCCGCAUACACAGAAACAGGCGGCCCAUCCCUGGUCACAUACUCAGCCCUCGUGGAAAGAAUUAUCUAUCCGGCUAUGUAUAGGCCGAUGGAUUGGCCGGGUACUGCACAAUUGCUCUAUGAGCUCGAAGCCGGGAAUGCUACACUAGCAGCCAACCAAUUAGAUCUCUCGUGGAGUGACCAUUCCGAGGAGCCAUCUUAUCCUUAUGUCCCAUCUUCCAGCGAACUCGAUCUUCUCGUGAUCUGUUCUGAUUCAUACGAUGCACCCCUCCCAGAUGGGCUUGAUUGGUGGGAUCAUCUGUGGGCGAACAUGACCGCCCAGAGUUGGAUGGCAGGCAAUUCUCGCUUCUUCGCAGUUCUUCCUUGUCGAUAUUACAACACCUAUUGGUCCCGCCCUUCUGAGGUGUAUCGCGGCGACCUCAAUCACACUCUCAAGACUCCUGUCCUCCUUAUCGCCUCCCCGUAUGAUCCUGCAACACCGUUGCGCAAUGGAAGAAGGCUUCUAGCGGAGAUGGGCCAAAAUGCCCGGUUGAUUGUUAAUCAUGCCUAUGGGCAUAGCUCUAGACGUGACAGGUCGGACUGCACGGAUCGAGUUGCCAAAGCUUAUAUUCUAGCAGGCACUCUUCCCAAGGAACAGGAAAUUCAGUGCUAUGCCAAUCAAAAGCCCUAUAUUCGUGGGAUAGUCGGAAACGAAUGA